Molecule: messenger RNA, 2202 nt
Organism: Rhinolophus ferrumequinum (greater horseshoe bat)
Lineage: Eukaryota; Metazoa; Chordata; Mammalia; Chiroptera; Rhinolophidae
Gene: HJV
Product: hemojuvelin BMP co-receptor
Exons: 4
Coding region: 276-1571 (431 amino acids)
Biological process (GO): BMP signaling pathway
Cellular component (GO): plasma membrane
Molecular function (GO): coreceptor activity
Source: RefSeq, a predicted model, not a curated record
UACUCCCCCUUCCCCCCCACACCAGACCUUCUCUGGCUCCCUGACCUCACUGAGAUUGCAGCCGGUUUGGAGACCUGGGGGAGACAUGGAGAAAGACGGGGAUCCCCUGACUGGAGAUGACUAACAGAAUAGGCAGUCAUGGCUGGAGAACUGGAUAUCAGAGUAAUGUGUGACCUCUGGAAACAUCACUUACAGGUCGGCGGGUCAAAAUUCACUAGGUAGGAGGGCCAUCAGCUGGAAAGAACUGGAGCCCGGGGGAACCUGGCUGGAUAGGUAUGGGGGAGCCAGGCCAGUCCCCUAGUCCGCGGUUCCCCCAUGGCAGUCCCCCAACUCUAGGCGCUCUCACUCUCCUGCUGCUGCUCUGUGGACAUGCUAAUUCUCAAUGCAAGAUCCUCCGCUGCAACGCUGAGUAUGUAUCGUCCACCCUGAGCCUCAGAGGUGGGAGCUCCCCAGGAGCGCUGGGAGGAGAAGGAGGCGGCGGCGGCCGGGGGGCAGGGAUGGGCUCGGGCGGCCUGUGUCGAGCCCUCCGCUCCUACGCGCUCUGCACUCGGCGCACGGCGCGCACCUGCCGCGGGGACCUCGCCUUCCACUCGGCAGUGCACGGCAUCGAAGACCUGAUGAUCCAGCACAGCUGCUCCCGCCAGGGCCCCACGGCGCCGCCCCCGCCCCGGGGCCCUGCCCUUCCAGGCAGCGGCCCGGUCCGCUCCUCCGGGCCCCCCGCCCCGGACCCCUGUGACUAUGAAGGCCGGUUCUCCCGGCUGCACGGUCGCCCCCCGGGCUUCUUGCAUUGCGCCUCCUUCGGGGACCCCCAUGUGCGCAGCUUCCAUCACCACUUUCACACCUGCCGUGUCCAAGGAGCUUGGCCCCUGCUGGAUAAUGACUUCCUUUUUGUCCAGGCCACCAGCUCCCCCGUGGCGUCGGGGGCCAACGCCACCACCACCCGGAAGCUCACCAUCAUAUUUAAGAAUAUGCAGGAAUGCAUCGAUCAGAAGGUCUACCAGGCAGAGGUGGACAAUCUUCCUGCAGCCUUUGAAGAUGGUUCUGUCAAUGGAGGUGCCCGCCCUGGGGGCUCGAGCUUGUCCAUUCGAACUGCUAACCCCGGGAGCCACGUGGAGAUCCGCGCUGCCUAUAUUGGCACAACCAUAAUCGUUCGGCAGACAGCUGGGCAGCUCUCCUUCUCCAUCAAGGUAGCGGAGGAUGUGGCCAGGGCCUUCUCGGCUGAGCAGGACCUGCAGCUCUGUGUUGGGGGGUGCCCCCCAAGCCAGCGACUCUCUCGCUCAGAGCGCAAUCGUCGGGGAGCUAUAACGGUUGACACUGCCAGACAGCUGUGCAAGGAAGGGCUGCCAGUCGAAGACGCUUACUUUCAUUCCUGUGUCUUUGAUGUUUUAAUCUCUGGUGACCCCAACUUUACGGUGGCAGCACAGGCAGCUCUGGGGGAUGCCCGAGCCUUCCUGCCAGACUUAGAAAACCUGCAUCUCUUCCCCUCAGAUGCCGGGGUUCCUCUUUCCUCAGCGACCCUCCCAGCCCCACUCCUUUCUGGGCUCUUUGUUCUGUGGCUUUGCAUUCAAUAAUUAGGCCAAGCCCAUUUGGAAAUGAUUUGGGGGCAGAGAUUGGCAGGGAAGAACAUAAAGAAUCACUGAAGGAAUCAGUAGGGACUAGGAGACACAUGAAACAAUGACAUGUUUCCAGAGUCAGGUAAGGCUGCAGUCCAGGGUGAAAUGAUCACAGAAUAAGGAUUCUGGAGAAGGUUUCUGCAUUCCAGACCUCUGUAGGGAUUCUCCACCACUUUCCCCAGGCCCCUUUAUAAUAAGCAAAUUGUUCCAGUCCAUCUACUCCUGAGCGCACCCCUAGAAGCUUAGAGGUUAUGGGGGUCCCCUGAUGAUCAGCAGAAAACUGAAGGAUGGAGACUUUUAAGGGGAAAGAACUGAAAGAGGAAGACACGACUGUUACCUGUAAGAAACUCAAUCUAAUGAGAUUUUUCUCUUGGAAGGCGGAAAGAGGAGGAAAUGAUUCUGGAAAAGAGUCUAUUUGAUGAAUAUAUGUGGGUAAGAUGUGGUCUGCUCUCUCACGUCAGAAAUGCAGUGGGGAUUAUCCAGGUCUUAGGUGGAGGGACUCUCUCUGCCUUUGGAGAAUGGUACAGACAGGAAAGAAACUACCAUCCCCAGCCCUAACUAAUCUGUUAUUAAAACUAUGAAUUCUUCA